Messenger RNA from Aspergillus novofumigatus IBT 16806, 2302 nucleotides. RefSeq lists its product as uncharacterized. The record is from RefSeq and is a predicted model, not a curated record. The transcript has 3 exons. NCBI's taxonomy places the organism in Eukaryota, Fungi, Ascomycota, Eurotiomycetes, Eurotiales, Aspergillaceae. The coding region runs from base 311 to 2302 and encodes 663 amino acids. Gene Ontology annotation, biological process: mRNA processing. Gene Ontology annotation, cellular component: exon-exon junction complex. Gene Ontology annotation, molecular function: mRNA binding.
UUUCCCUCGACUGCCCAACCGUCCCACACUCUCGCCCUCUUUAUCGAGGUGCAUCUUCCUCUCAUCCGCCCAUCGACCUUUCUACGUUCACUCCCCUCUCUCCAUACACGUGUUCGAGUUUUUGCCGCUUCUGUUGAUCAUUCCCGCCCCCCGGUCCUUGCAAUCCGAUUGUCUCGCCGCUCUUCGUUCCUGGUCGGUGCAUCCUUCAUCCUUACCUCAAUCCUCCUCCCAAAAUUUACGGUGACACGAAGGAACAUCGCAUCUGGUGUUCAAUCAUAUACCUUCUUUCCAUCGCCUACGCCAAUCAAAAAUGGCCUCACGUCGUCGCAACAUCGGUGCUAGCCGGCGGAGGAGAAGAAGAGAUGAGGAAGGCGAGGAUGAAGGUUCCCUAGAGGGAGAGUUGGAAGAUGAUUCGUUAAGCGAGGGCUCGGUCAUCAGUCAUCCCGGUGAUGAUGAUGAUGAUGCUGAUGCUGAUGGCGAGGGAAGCGACGAGAGCGACGGGGAGGCUUCUUCGUCCCCGCACUUGGACAGAACCAACGGACUUCAGGUCAACGGUCUCGUGCCUGAAAUCAACCAGCGGUCUGGACGACGUCAUUCCUCAUCUCCUGGAAAACGACACACAGCUACCGCUGUGUCAGAUACUGAGGCAAUGAUGAAUGGAUUGACGCUCUCUGAUCAGACGAAUGAAGUGGCGGAAAUCCACUUUGAUGAUAUGAAGGGGGAGUCUGGUUCAUUGACAGGAAGGACACCAUCUGCACCUCCUACAGAAGCGAAGAGAGGGACUUUUGCGGAGCGAAAACGCCGCGAACACGAGAGGUAUGCAAAGGAGCGGGAUGAGAAUCUGGCCUUCGUGCCCACUCGAGGUCGCUUUUUCCUUCACGAUAAGCGUUCCACCGAGUCUGGCCCGAAUGGCCACAGGCCGUUCAACAAAUCAAAAUCGAGACCUUAUGGCCUCAUCGUGGAUGGAAAUGUUCGCAGUGAAGGGCAGUGGACGCAUGAUCUGCACGAGAUGGUCGCAGGAGAUGAGCCCGUCAACAAGCCCUCUGCUGUGCCUGGAUCCAUGUCGAACUUUGCCCCAAAACCUGUCCCUACGGCUCCUCGUUCUACGCCCCCGAACAGGUCUUUCUCGAGCACCACCCUGAUCGGCAAUGUGCCUGUUGUAGUGUUUCUACAGGGCAUGGCUCGGCCCAUACCUUUCCCUGCCGUUCCAAAAAAGCAACACACUCGUCUCCCUCAACAUCGUCCCCCGUUACGUCGAGACAAGCCCGUUCGCAUAUCGUUCCCUGGACAGUCUCCGAGAUACAUAUUCCCCUCGACAGAGCGCUCGUUUAUCUUUAUUCCACGAGCGCUGAGGCCAAAUCAGCAGGGUUACCGCUCCGUCUACACCCCGAGUGUCACUGCUAGCCGGAGAUCGUCGAUGGGAAAGCCAGCCUCUCAUGAUGGAUACCCCUCGCCGGCUGCGUCUGUAUUGUCAAGACAUACGGUGGUUACGACCGAAAAUGGGAAGCCAAUCGUCCGUCUGCCUCCACCUUCCAGGCCAUUAGGCGGCGUGCCUCCGGCAGCCGCUGCUGCUGGUCCCGGAGCCGUUGUUACCGCGUCACUGCCACAACCUAUGCCUCAACCUCAGCCCCAGCAGCCCUCGUACCGCGAGAGCCGUCCGGCUCCCAUCCCAAUGCAUCAGCCCCGUCCUCAGAAAACGGUUUCUGUCGCCGAUAUAGAGACUCCUGCAAGCUUCUCCUUCAACGCCCCCCAGCCACAGCAGGAACAACCAUUCCAACACCAGGUUCCUAUGCCUAUCAAUGGCCCCGGCUAUGGUACCGAUGCCCAAUCUGCCCAUGCAGCUGGGACGCCUUCAUCGCACAUACCCGAGCGAGCAAUCCAUGCUCAACCUUUCCAACCAUAUGGCUUCCAACAAGCCCAGCCAUUUUAUCCUACCGCUUAUCCCCCCGGUACAGUAUACUAUCCAGUAUCUGGAACAGAAUUCCCGCCCUACAACGCAGCCGGCAUGCCCGGAGCAUCCCUCGUGCCCUAUCCCCCAGCGGGACAGCAAGCUCCAUAUGUGGUUCCAGGGACCCACGCCUCAUCCGCAGAGCAGCCUUCGCAACCAGGCACAGUGGCCCACGAGGCAGGUGGCACAGUCUAUUUCUAUGACGCCACGCAGAUGUGGCCUAACGCAUCCUAUGCCACGCCCUCUGCGCCGGGGCCUGGUGGCGUCAUCGGCAUGGGUGGAAUGAUGACUCCUCCAGGCACAACCUUCUAUUAUCCUCAGCCGCAGGGUGGUGUAUACUACGCUCCGCAAUAA